AUGCCCGCGAAGACUGAUGCAGGCUCGGCAAGCUCCGUGGCGAUACAGCCACCACAGGACGCAGAGUCUCCAACCAGACAGGUGCUUGUGCUCCCUUCCCUGGUUUGGUUCCUCUGUGAGUCCAGCUUCUCUGCCCUGGCGGUCGUCGACCACGCGCUCUGGAGUCAGCUGCAUUCACGCGGGUCCUUCCGCGGGCUCGUGUCUUCAAUCCCCGCUCUUCCGGGUGGUGCCCUUCCACGACGGCGGCUGUGGAAACGUCUUCUCCUCGGCGCGAUGGAACUUCACGGAGGAGGCUUGAAGUACGAGCAGCUUUGUGAACUACCGGGCCAGGCAGACGCUGAAAUCCAGCGAGAUGUCGGGCGAACGUUUCCAGAAAGGUUCGAUGAAGCUCUUCAGCAGGCGCUGUUUCGCGUGCUGCGGGCUGUGUCCCACCGUGUUGAAGACAUCGGUUACUGCCAGGGGAUGAACUUCAUCGCAGGGGUCAUGCUUUGCGUAUUCCGGUCCGGCGGAAACAGCGACACAGCCGCGGAGCCCAUUGCAUACCACUGCGUGUUGUCCAUGCUUCUACGGCACGGGAUGAACCAGUACUUUGGCGACGGCUUUCCAAAGCUGCGCCUGAGCGCACUUCAGUUCGACUGUCUGCUAGAG
Molecule: messenger RNA, 648 nt
Organism: Symbiodinium sp. CCMP2456
Lineage: Eukaryota; Dinophyceae; Suessiales; Symbiodiniaceae
Source: the annotation of a GenBank genome assembly